Molecule: messenger RNA, 840 nt
Organism: Neltuma alba
Lineage: Eukaryota; Viridiplantae; Streptophyta; Magnoliopsida; Fabales; Fabaceae
Product: thioredoxin H-type-like
Exons: 5
Coding region: 167-583 (138 amino acids)
Source: RefSeq, a predicted model, not a curated record
CAAGACUUCCCCUUGUCGAAGCCACCUAUUCUUUCCCAUUCUCUUACCGCUGCCACCUCACUUGUUGAUCUUUCCCUGCUUUUUCUCCAAAAAAAAAAAAUCAGGCUUCACUUGUCAUAUUAAUUCUUCCCUUGAAGCUAAAAGCUCGUGGCUUUGAAACAAUAAAAUGGGGAACUGCAUGGCUCGGCCUUCAUCCAAGGAUGGCAAUUCUGAUCACCACGUGGACUUUGCUGCUGGGAAUGUACAACUUAUUACUUCCAGAGAAUCUUGGGAUCAGAAGAUGGAAGAAGCAAGAAAGGAUGGCAAAGUUGUGAUUGCAAACUUCAGUGCAUCGUGGUGUGGCCCUUGUAGGGUGAUUGCACCUUAUUUCUGCGAGUUAUCAGAGAAAUAUCCAUCAAUUAUGUUCUUAAUAAUUGAUGUCGAUGAACUCACUGACUUCAGCACUUCCUGGGAUAUCAAAGCCACCCCAACUUUCUUCUUUCUCAGAGAUGGGAAACAGAUUGACAGACUGGUAGGAGCCAACAAGCCUGAGCUGCUGAAGAAAAUUGUUGCCAUUAGUGAUUCAAUAGUUCAGUAUCAAUAAGGGCUUGUUUCCAAUGGCAAGAAGCUAUGGGUUUCUCCCUAAUCAAUGCUGUCUACCGUUCUUGUUUUGCAUUCUCGAUGUAAGUAUUGGGUUUCGCAAUGAUGUCAUUCAUUUAAAUUAUUGGCGUCACUAUGACAAUAUGUUCAAGCGAGUCUGUUCUAAAAAUAUUAAAAGGUGUUGUUCAAAUGUUUCCAAGCAUUUGUUUGAUCUUUUCAUACGAGAAGCUAGAGGAUGAAGCUGUACAAUUCGGAUCGGUC